Molecule: messenger RNA, 555 nt
Organism: Saccostrea echinata
Lineage: Eukaryota; Metazoa; Mollusca; Bivalvia; Ostreida; Ostreidae
Product: protein SSUH2 homolog
Exons: 5
Coding region: 1-555 (184 amino acids)
Source: RefSeq, a predicted model, not a curated record
AUGUGCUUCUUUUGUGCAGGGACGGGUUAUAUGAAAGCUUCUGACUUUUUAGUGGGUCGGACCUAUGAUGAUAUAUGUGGAUGGUGUAGGGGUUAUAAAACAGGAAGAUGUGAACUAUGUUUGGGCACUGGGAGAAAAGUCUGUACUGAAUGUGAGGGUUACAAAGAAAUAAAAACAUAUACAGAGAUGACUAUCCUAUUUAAAAAUCAUGUUUCCAGGCACAUACUAGACUAUUCGGAUAUGCCACGUCACCUAUUGAAAAAAGUAAACGGAAACAUGGAGUUCCAACAAGUUCUAAAUCAGGUAUCCCCAAUAACAUCAUAUCCAGUCAACGAAGUCAACAAUAUUUCCACCAUAAUCGUUAACGAGCAUAAAGAAGCCUUCCCAAAUGGAAACAUUCUAAAGCAGAGACAACAGUUGAGAGCUGUUCCUGUGACAGAGGUCCAUUAUACGUGGGAGAACGAACAAGGAUGCUACUGGAUUUAUGGACUAGAAAGAGAAGUCUACGCCCCUGAGUACCCUCAAAAGGGAUGCUGGGGAUGUAAUAUCUUGUAA